CUAUGAUAGAUUCCCCUCUGGAUGGACUAGAAUGGAGGCUGAGCCGCUGUCUCCUCCAAUAUCAGGGUCUGACCUCACAAAUGGCUAUAGUUUCCCACAGACCCCUAUAUGAUGCUCUUAACACCCCUAUAUGAUGCCCUUAAGACCCCUAUAUAAUGUUUCUGGAUUUGAAGUUAAAUGGCCACCAAGCUAAUACAGGUGUGAUGUUUAGGGUUCACAUACUUUUGGUUAUAUAGUUUUGGAAUGUAGUGAUGUUGACAUGACAGGAAUACGUUCUGUAUGUUAUAUUUAGGAAGAACAAGGUGCGGUCACAUGACCCAUCACUAAUCUCUUUAAAGUCUUUUACGUGGCUCAGAACAAGUUGAUGUUAUUAGAUUAGAUCUAAUCCCUUCUGUGCUUCACUGUCUGAACAACACUCAGCGCCGAACCGUCCAUCCGAAACAAUCUUAUGUCUCACAGCACCGGAGCCAAGACAUCCAGCACCCCAGAGAAGGGCGGGGCCAAGAGCCACACUGGGGCCAGGAGCAAAAGUGGUGUAGAGGCCGGCGGCAAGAAGGGGGCAACAGGAGGACACGAAGGAGACCACAAAGCUGUAACCGGAGGAGGCCAUGAGAGGAAGAGCCCGCACCACGGCCAUGAGGACAGACACCACGCUAACGGCAGAGGUCACCACAAAGGCAAGAGGGUGAGCGACACCCAGAGCAUCACCACCAAGACCUACUCUCCAUUCCUCAAUGCUCUAUUCAGCAAGGAGAGGGAUUUGGCCCCUGAAGAAAUGGACGAAUUACACGAGGCCUUUCUCGAGUUCGAUGCCGACCAAGAUGGAUACAUCGGCUACAAGGAACUGGGCGAGUGCAUGAGGACCAUGGGGUACAUGCCGACUGAGAUGGAACUGAUCGAGAUCUCCCAGCACAUAAAGAUGAGAAUGGGCGGCCGCGUGGACUUUGAAGAUUUUGUGGAAUUGAUUGGACCCAAGAUGUUGGCGGAAACCGAGAAUAUGGUAGGAGUCCGCGAGCUGAAGAUCGCCUUCAGACAGUUUGAUGUGAAUGGAGACGGCCAUAUCAGCGGCCUAGAGCUACACGACGCCGCGCAGAGUUUCUUGGGAGAAGCGCUGAAUCCCAGUGAAGUCCAGGAGAUCAUCCAUGACGUCGAUCUCAACGGCGACGGCAGAGUUGACUUUGAUGAGUUCGUCAUGAUGUUGUCCUCCAGAUAAGCGACGAAGUUCGUCCGGAUGGACCCGAAAGCUGCGGACGAUCCUGAGGGAGGAGGGGGG
This is a messenger RNA of Hyla sarda, 1273 nucleotides long. Its product is annotated as calcium-binding protein 2-like. The coding region runs from base 449 to 1213 and encodes 254 amino acids. The transcript has 6 exons. Gene Ontology annotation, molecular function: calcium ion binding. NCBI's taxonomy places the organism in Eukaryota, Metazoa, Chordata, Amphibia, Anura, Hylidae. The record is from RefSeq and is a predicted model, not a curated record.